UUCGCGGUCAUGACCCUAGACCCCACAGAUCAGCAUCUUAGGCAUGUCGAAAAAGAUGUUUUGAUUCCUAAAGUAAUGAGAAAGAAGGCCUGGGAGAGAUGUUCUGAACAGGCCCAAGAUUUUACCAGAUGUUGUAAGGACUCUGGAUUGGUUACGGUGGUAAAGUGCCAGAAAGAAAAUUCUGCACUGAAAGACUGUCUGACUUCUUACUAUAAAGAUACAGCAUCUUAUGAAGAAUGCAGAAUGGAAUACCUGAAGGAAAGGGAAGAGUUCAGAAUAACUGUAAUUCCUUCCAGGAAAAGGCUACAGAAGCUUCCAACAAGCAUGUAGGCAAGUAGU
Molecule: messenger RNA, 339 nt
Organism: Sorex fumeus (smoky shrew)
Lineage: Eukaryota; Metazoa; Chordata; Mammalia; Eulipotyphla; Soricidae
Product: COX assembly mitochondrial protein homolog
Exons: 1
Coding region: 10-330 (106 amino acids)
Cellular component (GO): mitochondrion
Source: RefSeq, a predicted model, not a curated record